AUGUCUUCAUCACAAUCGCCUUCAACGUCAUCUUUGUCGCAUAAGAAUAGAUCAAUGUGCAUAGUGCCUAAAGAGUGGAAAUACUACUCACCAGAGACAGUAAAUGAUGCCUUAUAUAAAAACAUCAAUAACCACUGGAAUAAUUACGGGAAAGUAGAGGGCACUGUUGUGCAAAUUGGUGAUGUAGCAGCGAGAUUAGAGUACCAGAACGACCGCUUUUGGAUGCGCAGAUACGGAGAUCCACGAAGCAAACCACAUCCCAGAGAAUAUUCUUUGACUUAUUUAGAGCAUUAUAUCCUGCCAGUUAACGAUUAA
Messenger RNA from Microplitis demolitor, 315 nucleotides. RefSeq lists its product as hypothetical. Lineage: Eukaryota; Metazoa; Arthropoda; Insecta; Hymenoptera; Braconidae. The record is from RefSeq and is marked provisional. The coding region runs from base 1 to 315 and encodes 104 amino acids. The transcript is spliced from 2 exons.